AUGAGUGUCUGCCGCUACAGCCCGUGGCUGAACAUCGACUGCCCGAACCUCCACGUCGCGACGCCUGUCCUGGGGAGCGUGCUGUGUCUCGGCCCGCAGGGCGCCGACAUAACCACGACGGCGCCGCUACCCAGCGGCCCCACUGCGCCGCCCGGACCGGGCGACGGGUAUACAACCGUCCCCGUGGACCCACCCGAAGGCGCCGUGGUCGCCGAGAGCACCACGUUGCGCUGCGGGCGAUGGUCCGUGGUCGACGAACGCGCGCAGACCUGCAUGGGCAUGUGCAUCCAGAGCGGCAUCAUGUCGGCGCUGUCCUUCGAGGUCAACUUAUCCCUCGAUGCGGCGGAUUGUAGGGCUUCGCUCAAGCGAGGCUUUACGCGUACUGCGUGGGGCCUCUGCAUGAAUGAAACGUUCCCCCUAUGGCGAGUAUGCCGGAGCUGA
Messenger RNA from Colletotrichum orchidophilum, 441 nucleotides. RefSeq lists its product as uncharacterized. Lineage: Eukaryota; Fungi; Ascomycota; Sordariomycetes; Glomerellales; Glomerellaceae. The transcript is spliced from 2 exons. Bases 1 to 441 code for a protein of 146 amino acids. The record is from RefSeq and is a predicted model, not a curated record.